Messenger RNA from Bombus impatiens (common eastern bumble bee), 3037 nucleotides. RefSeq names its product zinc finger protein on ecdysone puffs (gene Pep). The coding region runs from base 1 to 2307 and encodes 768 amino acids. Gene Ontology annotation, cellular component: nucleus. The transcript has 10 exons. The record is from RefSeq and is a predicted model, not a curated record. NCBI's taxonomy places the organism in Eukaryota, Metazoa, Arthropoda, Insecta, Hymenoptera, Apidae.
AUGUCUUUCAAUCGAGGAAUAAAACGUGAUUCCUUUGGGAAUCGAAACUUUAAUAAUCGAGGAGGUGGUGGUGGUGGAGGUGGCGGAGGAAGGAUUGGAAAUAUGGGAGGAAGCGGUGGAGGUAUGGGUGGCAACAUGAGUGGUGGAAUGGGAGGGGGUGGAGGAGGUGGUGGAGGCGGAGGUAGCGGUGGAAGUGGUGGAAUGAAUCCUUGGGAAGGAGGAAUGAUGCCUGGCAGAGGAAUUUUACCGACACCUAAUAAUAAUUUAUCUUUAGCAUCGCCACAAGCACAACUAGCAAUAGCUAGCAAUCUCCUUUCAAACUUACUUCGCAGUCAGCAAGAAGUACAACCACAGCAGGUACCAUCACUUCUCAGCCUUGGAAAUAACUUUAGCGGACCAGGACCUAACUUUCCAAAUCAGCAGAACUUUUCUUCUGGGCGUUUUAAUGAUCGUCCUGUUAGGCAUCCUAUGAAGAAUCAACGACCACAACCAUAUAACAAGAUGGGCAAUCGCGCCCGUGAUGGCCCUGCUGGGCGACGUGGUCCAUCUGCACAACAAUCUCGUGCACCCCAGUCUGGCAAUCAGCGUAUGAAUGGAAACCAAACUCAACAUCACAACGAUAAAUCUUCUAAACCAAUUCCUGCCUCUAAACAAAAUCAGACUGCCAAAAAGGAACAGCAGGACGUUAAGACCUCUGAUAAUGAAAAAACAGAAGCACCUGCUGUAACAAGUGGAGUGAAUGAAGAAUCUGAUGACAAGAAAGCUGAUCGGAAGGAUAUUAAAAAGGAAUCCGAAGAUGUUCAAGUUUUAGAGACUGAGGAAACAGAAGAAAAGCCUCAAGAUGAUGAAGAACAAAAGCCAGACAAAUCUGCAAUGGAAGAAACACCAUCGAGGGAAGCAAAUACAUCUACAACGGAGAAGGAUUCAAAAUUGACAGGCAAAAAAUCAGAAGCAAGACACGCUGAAAGUCGUUAUGCAGAGGUUCCAAUGAGUCAUAUGUUCUGUCACAUUUGUAACAAACAUAUGUGGGAUGGAUAUUCUUUCGAAAAUCACUUACGCGGGCGAGCACAUCAGUUGAUGAUGGAAAAGUUAGAUGAAUCAUAUAAAUUAAAGGUUGAUCUCAUGCGGCACGAAUUAAGAGUAGCGGAAGAACAACGCGAACUUAGUCUGACUAAUUCGAAACGUCGUGGUAAGAAAGUGUCUGUAGAUUUGAAUGUACGUGAAUAUUGCACAAUGUGUGACUUGAAUUUUUACGGAACAUUAUCAACGCAUAGAAAGAGUGAGAAACAUCAACAGCUAAAAACAUUUUUGCAUCCAAGAUGUUUCCCAUGUUUGAAAGAAUUUCCAUCGCGCAUUGAAUAUGAUGAACAUUGUUUAACACCGGGACACAUGAAGAAAGCUGUGCAGUGUGAAGAACAACGAAAAAAUAAAAAGAAAGAAAAACUUGCAAAAGGAGAAUCUGAAGUGCGUACUGCAGAAGAUGAAGAAAAAGACGUUGGUUCUGACAAUAAAAAUGAAAAGGAGGAAGAUACUACUAUAGAAGAACAGGAAUAUAUUACGGAUAUUGUUGAGAAUUUGAAUGAAAAGAAAUUCAAAAUUCCAUCUUAUAAAUAUUGUCGACAAAAUCAAGUUUCCAUUGGAAAAUCUAUGGUGAAAGAAGUUCAAGGAUUUUAUUGUGAAAAAUGUAGAAGAUUCAUGCUGUUAGCUGAAGAUAUGAAUGCUCAUUUACGUAGUAUUACUCAUUACCGAAAUUUCGUACAAGAAGUAAAGGCUUUAACUUCGAGUACGGAAACUACAGAACAAAAAUCAACAGAAAAACUUGAGACUAACGAUGAUGCUCAAGAAAAUGACAAGGAAUAUGACGGGAGUUGGAAACGUCGUAAAAUAGUUCAUUCUGAAGACGAGAAUAAUGUGGAAAUGAAGGAAGCACAAGAAAACAAUGUUGAAAAUGCAAAUGCUCAAAAGAAAACUGACGGAGAUGAAAAGUAUGAUCCGCUUGAAGCUGAUGCAGAAUCUGAGGAAGAAGAAACUCGCGAAGCGGAAAAAAGCGACAAACAGCCUUCGCAAAAUACUGUUAAUACUCCAGAAAAGAAGACACCAGUUGAUAAAAUAUGGGCCGAUAUCGAUAAUGAUAAUGAGGCGGAAAUAGGUAAUUUAAUUGAUAAUGAAGAUGAAAAAGAACAGGUUGAUCAUGAAAAAUCCAUUCAGAAGUUAGAUAGAGAUCUAAAUCCGCAAGUGAAGCUAACACGUGGUCGAGGUUUUCCUCGUGGACGCGGUACUCCUAGAGCACGAAGGGCUCGACGAUAAAGUGAUCUCUAUCGUAAAUUAGAAGAACUGUACUAUGUACGAUUGUUAAAGAAAAUAAUGCAUUUUCGGAGUAUGGAGGAGAAAUAAACAGAUAUGCUUUUGCGUAUUGAUAUUGAUUAUCUUGUAACUAUUCUGUGUUAAGAAAUACUAUUAAUAUUCAACUAAUUAAUACAUGUUUAUCAUUUUUAAGUAACAAUCGUAAUAUGAAACUCUAUUAUAGAAAAUUCAUUCCUAGGUAUAUGCUAAUAAAAAAUCCAAAAAUACUUUGCAAUAAAUUUAAGAUGUUGAUAAAAAUUUUAUCCGGUUUAUGUUUAACUGUAGUAAAUCGAAGGUUACAUUGAUAAAUAAGAAAAAUAAUCGUACUUUCAUUUGCUUUAUCAUAACAUAGUAGGAGUUUUAUUAUAGGAUUAUGUCUUUUAUGACACAUAAGGCGUUGUAAAAAAGAAUUAAUAUAAAAGAUGCAUACUAUUCGACAAUUGUCCUAUGGAAUACCGAUAUUUCUAAUUCCCACACAAUACACACACCUCAUCUUUGUAGUCCCUAUAGAGUAAUUUAAUUUGUAAUAAAAUUUGCGUCCAUGAAAGGAAUGGCUUUAAUAACCAUAUGAUACUUUAACAACAAGUUAUAUAUAACUUUCAUAAUUUCUUUAUAUUAAUCAUGUUUAUUUAUGUAAGUAUCAUGCAAAACCUAUAUCUAUACUAGAAUAUAAUAAAAACCUAACAUUAUUCUU